Messenger RNA from Rotaria sp. Silwood2, 3441 nucleotides. NCBI's taxonomy places the organism in Eukaryota, Metazoa, Rotifera, Eurotatoria, Philodinida, Philodinidae. The record is from the annotation of a GenBank genome assembly.
AUGACAUCAAAUAAUACAGGAGAAAAUGGUACAUCAGUAAUAUUCAGGACAAACGGUAUUUUUGUUUCUUCGACUUCACUUCAUCCUUCUACAACGACAUCGACAAAUAAUAAUAAUAAUAAUAAUAAUAAUAACAACAACAACAAUAACAAUCAUUACGAACCAUUAGCCGGCGAUAUGCUUGACGCUGAACUUGAUUCGGAUCCUCAAAUGUCCGAUAGUGAACUUUCAUGGCAAUCUGUAACUGAUGUUGAUAGUUUAACAGCUACCAAUCAUUGGCGUGGUUGGAAACAACAAACUACGACAACAACAUCAUCACUAACAAUUAAAAACACACAUAAUUCAUCACCACCAAUAAAUUCAAUAAAAUUAUGUUUUUCUUCAUUAGAUACAUCAAAUGAAGAUCGAAUUCCUACAUUAGUUGAUUUAAGUGCAAAAACAAUUGCACGACAUAUACCAUUUGAAUUAGUUGAACGUUAUAAUCAACCUGAACAACCUGUACCAGAAAAUUUACAACUGAAAAUAGCUUUUUGGAGUUUUCCUGAUGGAAUUGAAGAUAUUCGUUUAUAUACAUGUGUUGCAAAUGGUAGUACCGAUGAAUUUGUUAAAGCUGAAGCAUUACAACAAGCAAAAGCUGUACAACAUAUGUUACAAAUUGGUUUUCAUUUAAGUGCACAAGUUUAUGAAAUAAAUUCAAUGACAAAUACAACGAAAAUAGCAACACAAUAUUAUCAUGUAUCAAUUAUAUUUGAUAGAAAAAAAAUUACAUCAUGUCAUUGUACAUGUAAUAAUUCAAGUUCAUGGUGUUCACAUAUUGUUGCUGUUUGUCUGUGUCGGAUAGCACAACCAGAGAAUUGUUGUCUUCGAGCACCAGUUUCUGAAUCAUUAUCACGACUUAAAAUUGAUCAACUACGGAAAUUUGCACAAUAUCUCAUUUGGGAAAUUCCUCAACAAUUCUUACCUAAAGCUCAAAGUUUAUUAGAUGACUUACUUAGUGAUAAACCAACAAAUGUGAAUAUGUUACAAGGAGCGCCAGAUCCAACAGCUGGUGGUCUUUCUUCGGAUAUAUCUGUUUGGUUUUUAGAUGAAACAAGUUUACAAGAAAAUAUUACAAAAACUUUACAUCGUUUUUGUCAACCAACACCACAAGUUGUUGGUGAUGUAACCUAUUUAACAAGUCCUCCUAUCUUAGCUACAACUGAAUAUUCAAAUCUUUUACGUCCAUUACGUGGUCGUGAACCUGAAGGUAUGUGGAAUUUAUUACAAAUCGUUCGUGAAAUGCUUGCUCGACAUGAUCUUAAUGGUACUCAAUUACUUGAUAUUCUUACUCGUCAAUGUCUUGCUCAAGAACAAAUCAUGCAAUGGUGGUUUACAACAAAAGUUUCCAAUGUUUAUAAUGAACGUGGUACAAAUGGCUUAAAACCUCAUAAUACAUCAUUAGUUCAACAAGCAAGUUCAGCUUUAUGUGAUGAAAUUGUACAAAUUUGGCGUUUAAUUGCACUUAAUCCACGUUUAAAUAAUAAUGAACGUAAUAUAAUUUAUAUGAAAUUAUGUUCAUGGCAUUUAUCUAUAAUUGAACGUAUAUGUAAACAAAAAACUACAACAACAAAUAUAUCAACAACAACAAAUGGUGUUUAUACAACAUCAACAAUUAAUUUAAAUAAUGAUAGAACAUUAAAUCAAAAACGACGUGAUAUUGAUAUAUUUCCUGGAUUUUUACCAGCUAUUGAAGUUUGUCAAAUUGAUUGGAAUAAUUGUCCAUAUUAUUCAAAUAAAAUUGAAGAAUAUAAUCCUAAUAAUAAUAAACGAUUAUGGUCUGAAUAUAUUCGUUCAUAUGAUGAAUUAUUAACUGGUGGCUAUUCAAAAUUAAAUUCUAAUAUAAAUUUUAAUUUAAGUAUUCAACAACAAAUAAUAUCUAAUCCAAUAUUAAAUACUCAUGAAGAAAUUAAUUCAAUUGCACCUGAUAGUGAAAUAAUUGAUAAUGAUGAUGAAAAAUGUCAAGAUAUUGAUAGUGGUGAAGAAUCAUGUGGUGGAAUUAAUAUUGAUCAACAAUCAUCAUCAAAUAGUAGUGAUGAAUGUCGAAUUUAUUUUGCUGAUCAACAGUCAUUAACUAAAAUUCAAGAAAUAAAUCGAACAACAACAGUUGAACCAUAUUUAUUUAAAAUAUUAAAAAUCAUUAAUGAUCCAUUACAAAUUGCAUUUGUUCGAUGUGAAGCAUUACGUAUACAUGGUUAUCAUGAUGAAGUAUUUAAACUUGCUAAAGAAUUAGCUAAUUAUAUGCUUAAUAAUGAAGAAUAUUCAUCAUCUUCUCAAGCUUAUUUGGAUGUUCAUAUAUCAGAUUAUGCACAAUCUCCGAUAGCUCGUUGUGCAUUUCUAUGUACAAUUCUAAAUGAAUCACCUGAAUAUCAACAACUUGCAUUUCGUAUUGGUUUACUUGGUCUUGAAAUAUGUCGUAUGCCAGCAACAACAAAAGCACUUGAAGUACGUUUACUUAAUUGUGAACAAGAAAUAUGUCAAGAACUAAAAAAAAUAACUCUUGGACAAAAUGAAAUUGAUAUACUACGACAACGUGCUGAACAUUUAUGUACACGUCUUUUAAAUACACGUGAUGACGGAAUUUUAUUACCACUUAGUUUAGCAACAUAUAUAUUUGAAACAUUAAGAUCACUUAGUUUAUAUCGUAUAAAUAUGAAUUCAAAUUCAAAUUUAUCAUUGUCACAAAAUUUUUCUAUAUUAUCAUCUCUAGAAAGUAAUAAUCAGCAUAAUGAUUCUGAUGAAUUACUUGCAUUUGAUACAGCUAUUUGUGCACUUGGAGCUAAAUGUUAUAUAUCGGAAGCUCAAAAUCCAAUAUUAUGUGAAGGUAUUCGUCGUCAACGUAGUGAUCUUGCACUUAAUUUAUUAACAUUAUAUAAAGAUGAUCAAGGACGUUUAAUACAAAUUCUUGAUAAAUUACUUGAUCGUGAUAUACAUGUUUUAUUUAAAAAUCCAAAUAUAAAUCCAUUUAAUGUUGGUUCGAAGAAACUUAAUCAAAUAUCAACAUUAUCACAACAAACAAAUACAAAUUCAUCAUCAUUAUUAUCAUCAUCAUCUUCAUUAUCAAAUCGUUCACAACAUAAAAAAUUAUUAACAACAGCAACAACAACAGCAUCAAAUAUGAAUGGUGAACAAUUAACUGAAAUUGAUAGUUCUGGUUUAGAUGAAAGUGAAGGUGAAAAUUUUGAUCAAAAAGCUUGGGAAGCAAAAUUUCGUUGUUUAAAUUUAAAAACUAGUUCAAAACGAAUAUCAAAUGGUUUCACAAGUAUUGAUAGUAGUGCACCAGAAACAAAUUCAAGUGACAAUUCACCAACUGUAUCACGUCGAAAUAUUCGUAUUUCAUCAUCCAAAGCAAAUGCUGAUUCAGAAAGUGAUAGUGAACGUGAUACAAUACAACGAAAUGGUUAA